AUGCCCCAUGCCUUUCUUGGUUGGACCAGCCCAACCGGCGAUUUACGUCUUCCUGAAUUGGGAGAGCAAGCACAAGUCUCUCUUCUUUUUUUGUUUUUACCCUUUAUUGGAACUUUAAAAAUUCUUCCUACUGAACGGGAGCUACUAGAUUUGUAUUUGUUGAAUCUUCCUUACCAAGACCCCGAAUGGGUUAACUUUUUGAACACCACGCAGCUCAGUAGUCCACCCGCUGAGCUGGAUUCCGCUUUCCAGUCGUUUAUGCGGCUAGAAUUCUCCGUAUCCGCCCGGGAAAUGGUACCUGUAAUUGUGAUCCGUUUGCCAGAACUAAGGGGUCUUUCUGUGGAAACCUUCACGAACAAUCGUCGUUUUUUGAUGGUUUUUCCGCUUCUCACAGCUGCUCUUUCUACACCCCCGGAUAUCUGGUGCCAAACCGUCGCCCGUUUCCUUAUUUCUUUGAUAAUAGAGUUGUCUAUCUUUGUGGCAUCGAUUGUACAAGUUCGUGAAGAAGGCUGGACGAGUGGAAUGAGGGAAAGCGGCUCGAUCGACAAAAAAGAAGAGUAG
Prunus armeniaca (apricot) is the source of this 561-nucleotide messenger RNA. The record is from the annotation of a GenBank genome assembly. Lineage: Eukaryota; Viridiplantae; Streptophyta; Magnoliopsida; Rosales; Rosaceae.